This is a messenger RNA of Lolium perenne, 1674 nucleotides long. Its product is annotated as zealexin A1 synthase. The record is from RefSeq and is a predicted model, not a curated record. Gene Ontology annotation, molecular function: monooxygenase activity; iron ion binding; heme binding. Lineage: Eukaryota; Viridiplantae; Streptophyta; Magnoliopsida; Poales; Poaceae.
AUAAGCUGGCCUGGGCCAAGUGCUUGGUAUUGCAUCCAUCAGGUCGCUCCAUAACUUUCAAGCUCUCAACGCGCACCACACCAUGGCCACGGUGGAGCUAGUCUCCUGCUGGUUCUGGGUCGGCCUGGCUCUCAUGCUGCCUUGGAUCAUCCUCAAGCUGUGGAAGCGUGGUGACACUGGCGUACAGAACCUCCCGCCCAGCCCGUGGCGGCUGCCGGUCAUCGGCAACCUCCAUCAGGUGAUGGCCAGCGGCCCGCUCCUGCACCACGCCAUGGCCGACCUCGCGCGCCGUCUCGACACGCCUCUCCUGUACCUGCAGCUCGGAGAGGUCCCCGUCGUCGUCGCCUCGUCCCCUGAGGCCGCACGGGAGAUCACCAAGACCCACGACCUCAGCUUCGCGAACCGGCCGUGGAGCCCCAGCGUGCGGGUACUGGUGGCUGACGGCGACGCGCAGGGGAUCGUGUUUGCACGCUACGGUGCCCUAUGGCGGCAGGUCCGCAAAAUAUGCGUCCUUGAGCUUCUCAGCGCCCGGCGCGUGCGCUUGUGCCGCCACGUCCGGGAGGAGGAGGCCCGCCGCCUCGUCGCUGCCAUCGCCGCAGCGGCGGCGCAGGGCAAAGCCACUGUCGACGUCGGCGAGCGGAUAAGCGCGGCCAUGACGGACUUGGUGGUUCGGCUCGUGAUCGGCGACCGCUUCGAUCGGCCAGAGGAGUUCUUGCAGGUCUUCCAGGAGGGGAAAAAGCUUGCCACCGGUAAAGUCAGCCUCGGCGACCUAUUCCCGUCCUCCUGGAUCGCGAGGCUUUUAAGUGGCAACAUGCGCCGGGCGGAGGCGAACCACCGCAAGAUGUUCGAGCUGAUGGACCGUGCCAUCAAGCAGCACCAGGAGCGCAGAGGCAACGUGGAGGAGGAGGAGGACAUGGUGGACGUGCUCCUCAGGUUGCAGAGCCAAGAUGAUGACCUCGACGAGCCGCUUACCAUGGGAACCAUCAAAUCCUUCUUGCGUGACCUUUUCAAUGGCGGGAGCGAGACAGCGGUGAUAGAAUGGGUCAUGGCCCAGCUCAUGAGAAACCCGAGAGUGAUGCAGAAAGCACAAGCCGAGCUGCGCGAGAGCCUCCAGGGGAGGCAAAAGGUCACAGAAGAUGACCUGAACAACCUCAGGUACCUCAAGCUUGUCAUCAAGGAGACGCUGAGGCUGAACAACGCGGUGCCGCUGCUCAUGCCAAGGGAAUGCAGGGAGACGUGCAAGAUCAUGGGGUACGACGUGCCCAAGGGCACCACCGUCUUUGUCAAUGCGUGGGCGAUCGGCAGGGACCCGAAGUACUGGGUCGACGCCGAGGAGUUCAUCCCGGAGCGGUUCGAGAGCAGCGCAGUUGAUUUUAAUGGCACCGACUUUGAGUUCAUACCCUUUGGAGCUGGACGGAGAAUGUGUCCAGGGAUGGCGCUUGGUCUGGCGAGCCACGAGCUUAUGCUCGCCUCUCUACUCUACCACUUUGACUGGGAGCUCCCAGCUGGGGUCUCGCCGAGCGAGAUGGACAUGACAGAGGAGAUGGGAGUGACCAUGACAAGCCGAAUGAAAAAUGGUCUUCACCUGCGCCCAAUUGUUCGUGUGCCCCUACAAACGGCCACAUAGGCUACCUAUACUAGAUGAUACUCUGCUCGUUGCUGUGAGAAUCUGUA